This is a messenger RNA of Aaosphaeria arxii CBS 175.79, 1292 nucleotides long. Its product is annotated as branched-chain amino acid aminotransferase II. The record is from RefSeq and is a predicted model, not a curated record. The coding region runs from base 72 to 1262 and encodes 396 amino acids. Gene Ontology annotation, biological process: L-leucine biosynthetic process; L-valine biosynthetic process. Gene Ontology annotation, molecular function: branched-chain-amino-acid:2-oxoglutarate transaminase activity. Gene Ontology annotation, cellular component: mitochondrion. The transcript is spliced from 3 exons. NCBI's taxonomy places the organism in Eukaryota, Fungi, Ascomycota, Dothideomycetes, Pleosporales.
GAAAACUAUCCAGUGCAAGAUGUAUAAAUUCGACCAUCCCAGCACCUUUCGAACCAACAGUAACAACAACCAUGUCAACCCUUAGCGCUCCAGCGGUGUUAGAUGCAUCCAAACUCACCAUCACCCAUUCCACCGUCCAAUGUCCCGUACCAGCACUCGGUUCCCCCGAACAAUGGGCACAGAACGUAUGCUCCGACCACAUGGUCCAAUGUCAAUGGAGUGUGUCUGGCGGCUGGGAGACUCCUGAAAUCGUUCCCUUCGGCAACUUGUCUCUUUCACCGGCUGCAUCCUGCCUCAACUAUGCUACGCAGUGUUUUGAAGGCAUGAAAGCGUACCGUGGUUUCGACGGGAAAGUGAGACUGUUCAGGCCGGAUUGCAAUGCCAGAAGGCUGAGUUCCAGCGCUCAGCGCGUGUGCUUGCCUGCUGUCGAUGACAAGGAAUUAGUUGCGUUGAUCAAAGCAUUGCUUAAGAUCGAUGCUCCACGAUGGCUGCCCAAGGAGGAACCAGGACGCUUCCUCUACAUCCGGCCCUCGCUCAUCGGCACCGGCUCCCAAAUGGGCGUGCAACUCCCCACCUCAGCCCUCCUCUACAUCAUCACCGUCCCAUGGCCCGACUUCUCCAAGGAGUCCCCCCCUGGAUCCCCGCCCCGAACCGGGCUGCGACUCCUCGCGUCCCAGGGCGACACGAUCCGCGCGUGGCCCGGCGGGUUCGGCCACGCGAAGGUGGGCGCCAACUACGGGACGUCGCUGGGUGCGCAUGGCGAGGCGCAGAGGAAGGGGUUCGAUCAGGUGCUGUGGCUGUUUGGCGAUGAUGGGCGGGUUACGGAGGCGGGGGCGAGUAAUUUCAUGGCGGUGGUGAGGAGUAGGGAGACUGGGAGGACGGAGCUUGUCACGGCGCCGUUGACGGAUAAAUUGAUUCUUGAUGGGGUGACUCGAAGGUCGGUGUUGGAGUUGGCGAGGAAGGGGGUUGUGGGGGAGGUUGAGGUCGUGGAGAGGUAUUUCACUAUGUCUGAGCUGGAAGAGGCGUGGGAGGAGGGACGGGUUGUUGAAGCGUUCGUGUGCGGGACUGCUUUCUUUAUCACCCCCGUCUUGUCAAUCAACUUCAAGGGCCGUGACUUGGACAUGCAGCAUGGCGACGCCGAUCCCGCGAAACGAAUUGCUUCGAUACUUGCAAGCUGGCUCGGUAACAUUCAAUAUGGCGUCAUAGACCACGAAUGGGGUGUAGUUGUGGAGGAAGAAGAAGAAGAAGAAGAAGAAGCUUAGAAUCAAAUCGAUAAUUCAGCAUCGUGAAAU